AUGCCUGUCCCCCCUGCAAACGGGGAAGCCGGACCUGUGGCUUUGGAGCUGCCGCCUAAGCCCAUACCUUUGCCUUUGAGUGGCCAGCUGAACCCCUCUGCAUUUAUCACAAACUUGUGGCUGAGCGUUCGUCUAUGCUCUCGCGGUUUCACCCGUUCAGAGCUGCUGCUGAUCGCACGCAGUCUGCCCAAGUCCGAACUUGGGGUUGGUGCGUCCCAGCCGGUUGUAUUCAGAAUGCAAAGACCUGCAUGCACAGCUGUGCUGUCACCUACGGGAUCUCUUUCUAUUAUGGGGGGCAUCACGAAAGAACAGGCGCUCUGGCAGGCGUACAGAGUGGCCUAUAAACUCAAAUACAGAGUCUGGUGGAAACCGGUUGAGCAGCGAGAAGGCGAGGACGACGCUGCAACUGUGGAGUACCUCUGCAACCCCCAUAUUGAGUUCGACCCUGAGGCCGCUUCUGUUUUGCAAUUAGUUUGCCGCGUGGAUUUGGGCGGCUCCUUUCGGCCCGAUAUCCGCGAAGUGCUGCAACACCCGCAGCUUAGAACUGCUGCGAUUGAUACACGAGACGGCGUCGCCGUUCGAAUUCCCCAGAUUCAACAAAUUCAAGAAAGCGCAGAAAAGCAGACACAACUUGCAAGAGGGGAUGUCGCGGCGGACGCACAUGAUGACUUUGGAGGAGAUUUUUUUGCAGUCGACGCAGAAGGAAGAGAACUCCGAGGCCGCCGAAAUGCGAAAGCGAAAGGACCGACUUGUUUGAUCUUCCGAACCGGAAAAAUCCUCGUCUUGGGCUGCAGAAGCCCAGAAGAGAUAAAUGCUGCAAUUGACUUCGUCUGGCCAGCCCUUGUAGGACUGUAA
Messenger RNA from Eimeria acervulina, 855 nucleotides. RefSeq lists its product as hypothetical. NCBI's taxonomy places the organism in Eukaryota, Apicomplexa, Conoidasida, Eucoccidiorida, Eimeriidae. Gene Ontology annotation, molecular function: DNA binding. Gene Ontology annotation, biological process: DNA-templated transcription initiation. The record is from RefSeq and is a predicted model, not a curated record. The coding region runs from base 1 to 855 and encodes 284 amino acids. The transcript has 3 exons.